Messenger RNA from Protobothrops mucrosquamatus (brown spotted pit viper), 1943 nucleotides. Its product is annotated as 52 kDa repressor of the inhibitor of the protein kinase-like. Gene Ontology annotation, molecular function: protein dimerization activity. The record is from RefSeq and is a predicted model, not a curated record. The annotation marks the transcript as partial. The transcript has a single exon. Lineage: Eukaryota; Metazoa; Chordata; Lepidosauria; Squamata; Viperidae.
UUGACGAAACGUUUGAACAAGAAAAGACCAACGUGGAAUCCAAGAACGACGUCCAGAAUCCGGCCUCGGAAGAAGGCCGAGAAGAGCCGGUCAACGACGACGCCCCGCUAAGCCAGGAAGAGCGGGAAAACAAGGAUUACCUCAAAUCUUUAUUUGAGAUUUUAAUCCUCAUGGGCAAACAAAACAUCCCUCUGGAUGGCCACAACGGUGACGAGCUCCCCGAGGACAUUUUCACCCCGGACAAUUUCCAAGCCCUCUUGGAAUUCCGCAUCAAUUCCGGAGACGAAGUUCUGAGGAAACAGUUCGAGACCACCGCCGUGAACCUGGCCUAUUGCUCGCAAACCCAACAGAAGCAAAUGCUGGAGAUUUGCGAGAAUUGCGUGCGAGAGGAAAUGCUGAGGGAGGUGAGGGACUCUCAGUUCUUCUCCAUCGUCACCGACGAAGUGGUGGACUUGGCGGGCGAGGAGCACUUGCCGAUCCUGGUGAGAUUUGUGGACGACGCUCACAACUUGCGGGAGGAAUUCAUCGGCUUCCUCCCUUACGAAGCCGACCCGGAAAUUUUAGCGGUGAAGUUCCACACCACCAUUACCGAAAAGUGGGGCUUAAACAUGGAAUAUUGUAGAGGUCAAGCCUAUGUGGUCUCCAGUGGGUUUGCUUCUAAAAUGAAGACGGUGGCCACGAGGAUCUUGGAAAAGUACCCUCAGGCCAUUUACACGUUGUCUUCCUCGUGUGCCUUGAACCUCUGGCUGGCCAAGUCGGUUCCCGUUCUUGGCGUUUCGGUGGCGCUGGGAACCAUGGAGGAGGUGUGCUGCUUCUUCCUGCAGUCCCCUCAGAUGUUGGCUGGCUUGGACAAUAUCAUCUCCAUCCUGUUUCACAACAGCGAGGAGAAAGGGAAUUUGCUAAAGGAGAUCGCCCGUUCUCCCUGGACGGGACGCCACGACAAUUUUGAGAUUGUGGUUGAUCUCGUCCAGGCUCUGGUGCUCUGCUUGGACAGCGUCAACGAAGCCUCCAUGCCGUGGAACAGCUCCCUGGUGGGACAAGCCAACAUCCUCUCCAUGGCCCUGGCGAAUUUUGACUUCGUGGUCACGGUGGUGAUCAUCAAGAACAUUCUCUCCUUCACCAGAGCUUUUGGGAAGAAUCUCCAGGGCCAAACGUCCGACGUUUUCUUUGCGGCCAGCAGCUUGACGGCCGUCCUGCAUUCCCUCAACGAGGUGAUGGAGAACAUUGAGGUGUAUCACGAGUUCUGGUUUGAGGAAGCCACCAACUUGGCCGCCAAACUGGACCUUCCCAUUAAGUUGCCCGGGAAGUUCUGCCGAACCCAACAGGGAAAUAUGGAUUCUGAGAUCACGCCGGAGAAUUACUACAAAGAAGCCCUCAGCAUCCCAACGGUGGAACACAUCAUCCAGGAGUUGAAGGAUAUCUUCUCCGAACAGCACUUGAAGGCCCUCAAGUGCUUGUCUCUAGUGCCUUCGGUCAUGGGGCAGCUCAAAUUCAAUACCUCCGAGGAACAUCACGCCGAUAUGUACAAGAACGACCUCACCAACCCGGAUACGCUCUCAGCGGAGCUCCACUGCUGGAGAAUCAAGUGGAAGCACCGCGGAAAGGACAUUGAACUUCCCACCACCAUCUACGAAACCCUCCACCUGCCGGACAUCAAGUUUUUCCCCAACGUCUACUCGCUGCUGAAGGUCCUCUGCAUCCUGCCCAUCAUGAAAGUGGAGACCGAGAAGUUUGAAAUCGGCCGACGGCGCUUGAAGGCCUACCUCAAGAACACGGUCACCAAGCAGCGCUCCAACAACUUGGCCCUGUUGAACAUAAACUUUGACAUUAAGCACGACUUGGACUUAAUGGUUGACACCUACAUGAAGCUCUAUCCCGAGAAAGCCGAAUUUCAAGAGGAAUUUCUUCCGGCCCGCAAUUCCGAGCAGAUCCAAGAGGCGUAA